GACAAUAUUUGUAAGGAUUGUCUCUUUUAUCUCUCUUUAGUAGGGCACCUGUUGGCAUCUAAGGAAGCAACUUGAUUGACUAACACAAUGUUUACAUGUACCCCAGAUGGUUUCCUUAACUCUGAUGAUGUUAUUCAGAUCAGUCAUUUCAGCGAGGCAUUAUAAUGUUACAUCGUUAAUGCCUGCAAACGGUUUUAAAAAGUCCUCUUUCAGAUGAUGAACAGAGAGCAGAUCGUUGCCUGCCUGCCAUCUGCAGGUCUGUCCGCUGAGGGGAUCGAGGAUCGGAAGGGAUUAAUCACCGCAAAGCUUUAUCCCCCUUUGUAGAUAAUUACAUAACCGUGUUAUACAGAAAAAAAUCAUCUCCGGUGAACCGCAAGCACGGACGAGGAAAUGUGCCAACUAUCCGGAGACAGAAGCUUAUUUGGCUCGUUGUGCGUCGACUCGUCAGGGGAGAGGAUCAUCUGCCCCCGCUGCCACUGAGCUGGGCUCCUCUUCUUCCUCCUCCUGCAUGCGUGUUUCUGAGGGGACAUACAAGAUAGUCCAGUGAGAGACUGGGUGCAAAAGACGCGCCCACUCCUUGUUGCGCACUGGUAAAGAAAGUAGGUUAUACCUGCUGUGCAUCCAGAGAGGGUUUUUCUUUUCAUGGGAAGGAUACGGCUACACUGUUGCUAAAAACUCAGUAUAUCGUGCAGAGAUGGUUCUCCAAAGGAUUUUUCGUGCUGUUAUUAUGGGACCUCCGGGGUCGGGGAAAGGAACCGUGUCUGCACGCAUUACCAAAACUUUUGGGCUAAGCCACAUUUCCAGUGGGGACAUUUUGAGAUCCAACAUCAACAACAAAACCGAGCUGGGUCUGUUGAUGAAGUGCUGUAUUGAUCAAGGUCAGCUGGUACCUGAUGACGUCAUGUCCCGUCUCAUCCUGCGUGACCUGAGAGUGAUGGACCACAGCAGCUGGCUGCUCGAUGGUUUCCCUCGUACAGUACCCCAGGCCGAGGCUCUGGAUGACGCACACAGUGUGGAUACAGUCAUCAACCUCAAUGUACCUUUCCAGACCAUCAAACAGAGGCUCACUUCACGCUGGACUCACCUUCCCACCGGCAGAGUCUACAACGUGGAUUUCAACCCGCCUAAAGUCCCUGGUUUGGAUGAUGAGACAGGGGAGCCUCUGGUCCAGAGGGACGAUGACACACCUGAUACGGUCACACUGAGACUGAAGGCCUAUGAAAACCAGACAGAGCCCGUCUUAGAGUACUACAGGAGUAACGGUGUGCUAGAGACCUUCACUGGGACAGAAACCAACAUGAUCUGGCCGCACGUCGAGGCUUUCCUCCACAAAAAACUCUUCUCCGUCAAACAGAAAGUUGCAUAGAAGAAAGCCUGAUCAGGAAAGCACAAGAAGGGGUAAAGUUCACCAGCAGAAACCACUCUGUACUCACAUCGUCCAAUCAGGUGCCUCUUUCUGUAAAACAAGAGCUAUCUGUGCAAUAAUAUAUUCUGAAUGUUCAAAGUGAAGAGCUCAUAGAGUGUGUCAGGAAGUGUUAGUAAGACAACAGAUGUACUUGGAAAAGCCUCCACUUUUGCACUGUUUCAACAAUGCUGUUGACAUUAGUUAAAAGAACUCCUAACAUGUGGAUAUAAAGUACUUCAAAAAUGGUAUUGUCUCUUUAUAUAGAAAUGUGCCUUUAUAAAGCCAGGAGACUUUAAUGAAACAGAUAUUAGAAAAUCAUUGUUCCUAAAUAAGAAGUUUUAGUGUUUCUAAAUGCAAUCAUUAAUAAUUUUCUUAGUUGAUGAAAAGAAUGGGCACACACAAGAUAUUUUUAGAGACAUUUCAUUUUUUUGAAUCCUUUGAAAGCAAUAUUGUAUGGGCAUUUUGCCCUGGCAUAACUGCCUUGGGGAUGUGUUUUAUGCCGUGGGAAAAUACUAAAGGGAACUGUGCCAUGUUUAACAAAUUACUGUCAAUUCUCUUUAGCAUUUAAGUGCCUCUUUCCGCUUGUGGAAAUGUAACAGGUAUUUCAGUGAAUGUAGUUUGUAAAUAAUUCUUAGAUUAAGGACCAUAGAUUGAAUAAUGUAUAAACCAAAUGUAUUAUUUGGAAUAUUUAAUUAUUUUAAUUAAACAAUCAUGUGGCAGCUUCUUUUGACCACCUUUAGUCUUAAAUACACCCCAUUGAUUCCAUGUUAACCAGACAUUCCUCAUGACAACCAAUUCUAUAAAUGUAUACUGAUAUUUGCCAUUAAAUGUGUCUUGACAACUGACAACUUAAUUGAAAUAACAUUCAAACAUUCAAGGUUGAUCAUCAGUUCUGUGUUACGCAUGUCAUCAUGUUAAAAGCCACAGAAAUGCUAAUGUGUCCUGCAAAUGUACUGUAGCCUCAUUUAUGCAGUGAAUGUGUCCUGAAUUGUACUGUGUAUUUCUUUAACACUUGAAUACAAUGCUAAAAAGCACAUCCUCUUCAUAGACAACUGUGUUAUGAGUUGCAUUAAGAAUCACAAUAAACCUGACGCUGGUUUACUGAA
Molecule: messenger RNA, 2511 nt
Organism: Trematomus bernacchii (emerald rockcod)
Lineage: Eukaryota; Metazoa; Chordata; Actinopteri; Perciformes; Nototheniidae
Gene: ak3
Product: adenylate kinase 3
Exons: 5
Coding region: 695-1366 (223 amino acids)
Biological process (GO): nucleobase-containing compound metabolic process
Cellular component (GO): mitochondrion; cytoplasm
Molecular function (GO): AMP kinase activity; ATP binding
Source: RefSeq, a predicted model, not a curated record